Messenger RNA from Vigna angularis (adzuki bean), 3189 nucleotides. RefSeq lists its product as uncharacterized. The coding region runs from base 692 to 3064 and encodes 790 amino acids. NCBI's taxonomy places the organism in Eukaryota, Viridiplantae, Streptophyta, Magnoliopsida, Fabales, Fabaceae. The record is from RefSeq and is a predicted model, not a curated record. The transcript has 17 exons.
AACAAAGAGAUCCUCAGCUCCACCUUUCAACGAUCAUUUUCUCUUCAUUACGUUCCGAAACAGAAAUUCAGAUCUCGAUUCGCCAUUAUAGGUAUCAUUCUUCUUCUCUGUAAUUGAAAACUCUAUAAAUGAGACCGCGUUUGCUUUUAGAAUUUCAUUUCAUGAUAAUGCUGAUUUUUUUGAACUAUACUUUUUCAAUCGAAAUUCCGAACGCGAUUGUUUGAACGUUGUGGUUCGGCUUUGUUUCGUGUGAGGUUGUAGAUCGCAUCCUGCACGAUGUUGCAAUGGAUGGGAGGAUCCAGGCGGAAAGUCGCUACUGUGAGUUGGAGUUUUGCUGUAGUUUAAAUGAGCUAGUUGCAUAUUGCAAUAUAAUUUCAAUCGAAUCGAAAUAUUAUGUGUAAUUAGGAAGAAACAAAAUCUGUUUAUUGUUUGAAGGAUUAACAGUAUCCUAUAGGACCACUGAAUUUUUGCAUUUGUAGAUGUUUUGGAAAUCACAAGGUUUUCUGAAUGAAAAAUGAAAGUAAAAAAAUACUAGUCAUUGCCUCCGGCGCAAAUUAAAAAUUUGAUUUUCAUGUUAUGCUAGCUGACGUAGUUGGCGUGACGAGCCAUUCAAAAUUGCAAAUUGUUUAAAAAAUAAAUUGAAUGAUGUUAAUUUUUCUUCUGAUGUCCAAACAUUAUAUCUAAUUGAUGCAUGAUGAUCAUUGGCGCCGGGAUGGGAGAUUUUCAGUCAAGGAAGUCUACACAAAAGAGACAGAAGCAAUACUUUGAACAAAGAAAGCGUAAGCAACAAAAUUUGCAUAUAAUGGGAUCAGAUAACUGUUAUGAUAGUCCAGGAAUAAGUGGACAAAGCCUCAAGGAACAUCGGUCUCUGGACAUUCUCAAUUUGCUUAACUUGUCAACAAAAGCUCAGCAGUGUAGUCCAUUUUGUCCAGAGGAGAGGGACGAUGGAGACAUCGAUAUUUCUACCCUGCCAGUCAAUGUCUCAACAGAUCAGCCAACAAUGUUUACCAAUAUGGAUACUACAGUAAAUUCUUUCAGAUUCGAAGAGGCAAGGGAACCUUUGUGCCGCCAGACUGAAACAUCACGGAAGAGUUCUUCUGAUCACCGCAAUACUGCCUUUAAUGGACCCCCCAAUCAAUGGAAGACAGUAUCCGAUCAAUACUCGGAAUUUUCUGUUAUUGAUUUGGUGUGUGAUGAUGAACCUAAUGCCACUGCAGAAAAGUGUCCCACCUGCGAAGAUCAUGUUUCUUUUUCACUUGAAGGCCUGGGUAAAGUUGGGACAGAAACGCCAGUUCAUUCUCCAGAGCAACGUGCUAGAAUCCCAUAUAGUUAUUCUCCAUUGCAGAAGGAUGGAAGUAAAUCAAAAUUGAAGAAAGUUAACCAUGAGCUGGAUGACAUUGAACUUGAAGUGGAUACAAUGGUGCAAGAUAUCAAGGUCUCGCCCAUCAGUUCUUCGGACUUCCCAUUUAACAAAUUAAGGCGAAGCUCAGGAAAUGUUGGAAACGGCAAUCGUUUUUAUGACAUUGAUAACAGAAAUGGCUCUGCCGAUAGGGAAAAAUUCUUCUACAAGACUGAAAAUAGUGAUGGAGACUUGUGGAAUGCAUGUUCAGUUUUCCUUGAUGAGACCUUUGACAACGAGAUGGGAUAUGAUACCUCGUGUAAGAAGACUUUUCAAAUGGGUUCUAAAUCUCCUGAAUUAUCGAAAAGUGGAACCUACAAAUUGGAGAACUAUGCUUUUGAAGACCUACUGCCGAAGAAAUGGUCUUCAGCUGUAGCGAUGAAACAGAUGGAUAUGGGCGAACCACGGUCUUCAUUUUCUAAAGACGAAUUAGAGGAAGAUUUUGACUUUUAUGUUGCUAGCAGGUCAAGAUUAGAUGGGAACUUCGAUGCUCAAAAUUUCAUUCCAGAAGAUGUAAGGGAUAAUUCGAGCUUGCUGAGCGAAGAGUCAAGCUCAUGCGCUGCGGUGAGGGGUGACUCCACCGCGCAUUCACCAGCAAUAAUAUUGACAGGAGAGAACAGAAGAAAGCAUAGAAAUGCUUUUUCAAGCCCUAGAAAGCAUAGAAAUGCUUUUUGUAGCUCUAGAAAUAGGUACAGUACCAAGGACGAAAAGUACAGAAGUAUGCCAAACUCAUCAAAGCCAGUACCAUCUCAUUUUUCAAACUCUAUUCUCCAGGAAGAGCUGGGGCCACGUAACAGUUGGCACUUUGAGGAAAGAAAGCCUUCAUUUGAUAAAAGUUCUGUUGCCGCCCCAUUCUGUCUAGAUUUAGAGACAGAUUUUACAGUCUUCGGAUCCAAGAAUAGAAUUGAAGAUCCUUUUAACGUCUUUAAUACCCUCGAAUUAAGUGACAAGGCGAGUCCUUGCUUUGGUGGAUUUAAUAAAACUGCACCUCGUGCAGAUUCAGCUCCUUGCAGUUUUACCUCUCAAAAGUUGGCAUGUGACUGCUCAGCUGCAUUCCCUAAUGUUGAUUCCUGGCCAACGAGCCCAAGUUUAUCUCCAGAUUUUCAUUUCAAAGGAAAGUCUGAGGAUGCUGGAGGUUUUCAUUGUGCGACUUCAUCUACUGAUAUGUCAGGGCAGGGAAGUGUUUGCAAAAGCGAGAAACAAGUGAAACUGCAAAAAGACAGACGCAAGAAUUUUGAUCAAGAAAAUGUUUUCAUGGGAGAUGAUGAAUUGUCCUCUGAAAAGAAACUAGCAGAUGAUGCCCCAUCUUUCAAGAAUCAUGAGCAAGAAUGUGAAGGAACAGAGGACACAAAUCCAAAAGCAUCAGCAACUGAGUGUCGUGUAACAGCUGACUCUUCGGGUCAUGUGGAGGAGAUAUCAUCAUUACUGAAGAGACCUGACAAAGAAGAAAGUCAAGUAGAUAAAAGAAAGAGCAAUUGUGAAGCUGAAACUCUUCUUAGAUGUAAAACUUCAAACGAAGAUAUGCAACUUUGGUUGCCCGAAGAAAGAAAGAAGAGUGAAAAACAUAAUAAUGAUACAAUUAGCUUGUCAGGUCAGGUGAUGUUUGAAAGCUUCGUCUUUCAGCUUCUGCAUGUUCAGAAGGUAUUGAAGGAGGCACCUACCUGAAGCAGUAACGCCUUCGUUGAACAUAGCAAUAUCAAUAAAAUUUCUCUUCAGAUGCCUCGUGAACAAACGAACAUUAAAUCAUCUUUUUUUUUUCUCAGCGAUCAUUCCUAAUAUGGAUAAUUUUC